This is a messenger RNA of Gadus macrocephalus (Pacific cod), 1468 nucleotides long. RefSeq names its product G2/M phase-specific E3 ubiquitin-protein ligase-like. The annotation marks the transcript as partial. Gene Ontology annotation, cellular component: nucleus. Gene Ontology annotation, molecular function: ubiquitin-protein transferase activity. Lineage: Eukaryota; Metazoa; Chordata; Actinopteri; Gadiformes; Gadidae. The transcript is spliced from 5 exons. The record is from RefSeq and is a predicted model, not a curated record.
AUUCAAAUUUUUAACAGGACGUCUAAAAAUGACACAUCUGCGAAGGAGGUGCUCCUCGAUCUUGCCUCCAAAAUUUAUAUCCAUGAAAAAUGCAGAUUUAACAUAAACCGUUCUGCUGUGCUUGAUGGUGCUGUUAGAGGUUUCAAGAGACUGUCCUACAAUCCGACCUUCCAAAUGUGUGUCAUGUUCUCGGAUGACUUUGGCGUGGAUGAGGAGGCUGUUGACCUCGGUGGCCCUAGGAGGGAGUUCCUGCGUCUACUUAUGGAGGCCCUGGCACACUCACAGAUGUUUGAGGGAAGGGAAGGAAAACCCAACUUGGCUUUGGAAAGUUCAGCUUUACGAAAGGACCAGUAUUUUUUUGCCGGCCAGGCCAUUGCGGUGAGCCUAGUUCAUGGCGGGCCUGCUCCUGGGUUCUGUUCCUCUUCUUUGUACUCCUCCCUGACCGGAAGAUCGCCCAAGCCUGAGAUGGAGGAGAUUGCAGAUUUGGACCUUUAUGCCAAGGUCAAAAAGGUGUCAGAAUGUACAUCUUUAGAUGAAUUGCAACAGGCCACAGAACCACUUACAGAUUAUCUGGCCAAUGCUGGGUGUCUCAGGCCAUUGAAAGGCAUAGAGGACAAAGACCUUUUGGUGGAGGACAUCCUCAUGUUCCAGGUGGUCCAUCGCGUCAGUGGAGCAUUUGAAAGAUUCAGGGAGGGGCUGAAGACCCUUGGUGUUCUUGAUGCAAUAAGAAUGCACCCAGUUGCUUUCAGACCGCUGAUGUGUCACGAGCCAUCCCCACUGACAGCUGAUGUACUCGAAAAUCUAUUUGUUAUUCGACUGUCUGCAGUGGGCAGCAACAGAAGAAGGGCAGAGGAAUGUGUUGUUCCAUUUUGGAGGGACUACCUGAUGGAUAUUGAGGAGCAAGAGGGACCCUUGACCCUUGGUGGCAUCCUAGCCUUCGCAACGGGAGCAAAUGAAAUUCCACCCCUUGGCCUCUCCCCACGACCUUCAGUGGAUUUUCUCCAUGACCUUCCCCCCGGACAAGGCCGUCAUUUGCCCACUGCAAACACAUGCAUUAACUGCCUCAAGUUGCCAUUAGUGAACAACUAUGAGGAUGUCAAGGACAGCAUGGAAUUUGCAUUUAGAAACACGCAGGGUUUUGGUCAGGAAUGACUCCCAAGAAAACAAGGAAACAAGUUAUUUUUUUCAAUGUUAAAAAUGUUAAAUGUUCAAUGUUUCAAACUGAAGCAUAAAUUGUCAAGGGCCUUUGAUUAAAGGUCACAUAUUAUAGCACCAGGUGUGAGUGUGAUUAGCCGUUUAGAAAAUCUGCCUCUUUUGUCAUCACAAGGGGGCGUGUCCACCUAGAUUUAGGCUGGAUAGUUCAGUCUACCAGCCUACCCAGUGGACUGUAGCAAACAGUCAUCUAUCCAGCACACAUCUAGGUGGUCAUGCCCACUUGUGAUGUCAAAAGAGGCAGAUUUUCUGAACG